Molecule: messenger RNA, 633 nt
Organism: Moesziomyces aphidis
Lineage: Eukaryota; Fungi; Basidiomycota; Ustilaginomycetes; Ustilaginales; Ustilaginaceae
Source: the annotation of a GenBank genome assembly
AUGUCGCAGACACUGACACUGCAUCCCGUCACGGCCUUCACGUUUACCACCAAGGAGGCGCAGCCGGAAGAAGACCCGUCGGUGGCAGCGCGGCUGCAGCGGCUUCAGAACAACUAUGAGGAUCUCGGCAUGAGGCGGACUGUCGAAGCGGUGCUGGUGGUGCACGAACAUGGACAUCCGCAUGUGCUCAUGCUCCAAAUCGCAAACGCCUUCUUCAAGCUACCGGGAGACUACCUAAAGCCAGGCGAGGAUGAGGUGGAAGGUAUGAAGGCUCGACUGGACGAGAGACUCAGUCCGGUCGAAAGCGAUCCUGCCUCUUUUGGCCCUAAUGGCGAAGGACGAAACAAGGACGAUGGCGACUGGGAGAUUCAGGACUGCCUAGCCCAGUGGUGGAGACCCAACUUUGAAACAUUCAUGUAUCCGUAUGCACCACCGCACGUUACCAAGCCGAAAGAAUGCAAGAAACUCUUCCUCGUCACAAUCCCCCCCACCAAGGUACUGGCCGUACCCAAGAACAUGAAGCUGUUGGCUGUUCCCCUGUUCGAGUUGUACGAUAACUCGCAACGUUACGGUCCACAGCUCGCCGCCAUCCCCCAUCUGCUCUCCAGAUACAACUUUAUCUACUCGGAUUGA